AUGGAUGAGGAAUCAGACAGUCGCAAUCAAGGGGAACAAAUGAAACCGAACCAUGAACUUGUCGCAACAGUUGGGCCGUCUGUUCAUCCCUCCAUCCGUCUUUUGCCUAACACACCAGAGUCUUUAAAGCAUAGGUGUUCACGGACACGAGCCUACCUUCCCAGACUCUUGAAGCAAAGACUGCGACUUCCGGUUAUCGUCGUGGCGGCGAUAGUGUUUCUCAUCAGCGUGUCGGACAUCGUGCUACGUCCAGAUCAGAGUGCACCGUCGGCAAAAGACCGCACAGUGGACACCAUAGCAACCGACCUUGUCCUUGACCUAAAGGUCGAGCGGCUGGUGCAGAAGCACCGGGUGGAUUUGAACCGUUCGCUCACCGGACCUCUCUCUCCCUGGCAGAUCGCCUCCGCCUGGGUCACUGCGCGGGAGAUCAUCCCCGACUUUGCGCCGCGCCUCGGGGCCAUUCUGGGCGCCUUGGCCAGGGCAAAGGUCACGCAGGCGAGCGCUAGCACUCUAGGCACUCAGCUUGAAGCUACCUUAGAGUUACAGCAUCAGCAGAUGGUGGUCUUCAAGCCAAUGUUUUACGAAAGGAGCACAUUUUUAGCUCUUGAUGGUGUACUGGGUAGGGACAGGCACAAUGCAGAAGUUGCAUCUUUUCACCUGUCAAGGAUUUUAAAUCUCCGGAGGGUUCCGUUAGUUGUUGGUCGUAAAAUCAAUCUUCGUACAGAGGUGAUGCCGGUGGCGACUGCGGGACUGAAGAAGACUUUCUAUAUAAAAGAGGACAGAGAUUGUUUUUACGGUGCGUGUCAACACUGCAGCGCACAAUCUGGAGUUUGUACACGCGACGGUCUGGUGGAAGGAGCGAUCAUUCUGUGGCUCCCACCAGAGGUAGUCCUCAGCAAGGUACAGCAUCCUUGGAUGGAAGGCUUCAAGACGGCUAUCUUGAAAAAAUACGAGGAAUCUGAAAACAGUUCGCACAAGACCUACUGUGACGUAAUCCGCCGACUAGACGUGUACAGACGUCAUCGAUUCUUGCUGCUGGACAUCAUGGACACGGCCGUCUUCGAUUUCCUCAUCGGAAACAACGACCGUCAUCAUUUUGAGUUCACCAACGACACCGAUGCGGGAAUGCUGGUUAUGCUGGACAACGGCAAAAGCUUUGGAAAUCCUUAUUAUGAUGAUGUCGCCAUUCUUGCUCCGUUGCAAGACUGCUGCAUGUUAAGGACGUCCACGUGGAACAGCCUGCAGCUGUUGCGGGACGGUGUUCUCAGUCGGGUCUUGAAGGAGGUGUUGAGGUCCGACCCCAUCCACCCGGUGUUGAUAGACAGCCAUUUCCUGGCACUGGACAGACGGCUGAAGAAAGUGUUGCAGGAGCUGGACACAUGCGUGCAGACAACUGGCUUGGACAAUGUGCUAGUCGAUGAUGGCCUUUGAUAACGACUUCUGUGAAUUUAAUGGAACAAUAUACUGAGAGAGGUCUGAGUGGGGGAGUGCGUGCGUAUGUGUGUGUAUUUUUGUGCGCGCUAGCAUGUUUUUAUGCGAGAGCACGUUUGAUGGCUUUACAUUAUGAAGUCGAUAAGUCUAAUUAAAAAAUUUCACCAAAGAAUUAUUUGAAAGAAAGAGACAGAAAUAGAUAAAUAAAUAAUGCGAGCGUUAUCUCUCUCUCUAUCUCUCUCACACACACACUCACAAAAUGUAUUUUCUAGAUAUUAGAAAUGUUGUAUUCUGUACAUGACUCAGACACAUCAAUACAAUACAAAAUAAAAUAACACAAGCCACCUUGACCAACGUCUGAACCCAAACCUGGACAGGUACAAAAGCUUUUAUUUGCAAAUUUGCACAGGCCAAAAGUACAAUAAUGCAAGGAGUGGUGCAGCAUGCAAUGCGGGUAUGAUGCCUGACAGGCGCUAAGCUUUAUCGUCACAGAAUUGAUUAUUGCUAAACUAAUUAGCGGAAAUACAGGAAGAUCUAUACUUGUGUGUACACCUCCCUGAACUGCAACCGUUUGCGACCACUAAACAAAAAGUGCUAGGAUAUCAAUAAGACUGUGAGUGUGUGCUACAUUUAAAAAGUUCUGAACAUAUUACCGUUAUACAAUUAGGAAAUGUACUCUACUUAAAAAAUACAAAUGUAAUGAAAAAAUAAAACGUGCUGAAAUUUAAAAGAUCAAAUUAUUGUAAUUUAGGACACGAAUUUGUUGUGAUUUACGAAGAGAAAUGUGCUACGAUUUCAGAAAUAAAAUGUGUAAAUAUUUGAAGAAAGGAAUAUCUGGCAAAACGCCUGCAUUUGUUGUCACUGUCAGAGUUCUUUAAGCAUUCGCAUUCGAAUUUUCCAUUGCUAAAAUGU
This is a messenger RNA of Pomacea canaliculata, 2343 nucleotides long. Its product is annotated as glycosaminoglycan xylosylkinase-like. The record is from RefSeq and is a predicted model, not a curated record. Gene Ontology annotation, biological process: protein phosphorylation. Lineage: Eukaryota; Metazoa; Mollusca; Gastropoda; Architaenioglossa; Ampullariidae. Gene Ontology annotation, cellular component: Golgi apparatus. Gene Ontology annotation, molecular function: phosphotransferase activity, alcohol group as acceptor.